GGUUUUAUGAGUAUCAAAGUGUCUGAAGAGCUUGAUCAACCUCCACUCAAAUCAGUAGUCAACCAAUAAAGCUCAAGUGGCUUAUUAACAACCUCCGGCUGUUAAACGUCGGUAUCGGCAUAAUCUCUGUAAAUCUAUAGUACCAAGGCUCGGAUUCGUAUUCACAGUUCGGAUGAGCCAUCAUCCGUGCCCGCAAACUUACUUCUACAUCCCCAAAGCCCAGACCACAGUAGAAUCGACAAUACUUUUACAUAAAUACCUCACAGCUUUGCAAAUCAUCAAGCCAAAAUUCAUCAAACCAGAGUCAAACAAUCACCGACAUUUUCGAGCAAAAUCAUUUUAUAUCACAACUAAGCAACAUGGUUGACGGCAAAGGAUCUGGCAAGGUAGCCAUCGUGACGGGAUGCGCAAGUGGGAUGGGGCUCGAGACAACGCGGUUGUUUUUGAGCCAUCAGUAUAAGGUAUUGGGUGUCGAUGUGAGCGAGAUGGAUCAUGCUCUGUUGGAUAAGGAGAACCAGGAGAUGUUCCAAUUUCAUAGAGGAGAUCUGAGUAAAGAUGGAGAGUGCGAGGAACUCGUGAAAAUUUGUGUCGCUCGAUUUGGCGACACCAUUGACGUUCUGGCCAAUAUAGCUGGCGUAAUAGACUCGAUGGCUUCAGCGGACAAGGUCACGGACGAUGAUUGGGAUCGUAUCAUUGCAAUCAAUCUCACGGCUCCUACGAAACUAAUCAGGGCCGUUCUACCUUUCAUGAGAGCUAAGAAAAAUGGUGUCAUUAUAAAUUUAUGCAGUAAAGCUGCAUUGAGUGGUGCUGCGGCAGGAGUUGCUUAUACAGCUUCUAAGCAUGGAUUGCUGGGUGUGACCAAGAAUACUGCAUUCAGAUUUAGGGAUGAGGGUAUCAGAUGCAAUGCUAUUUGUCCCGGAGGUGUAAUGACCAACAUGGCCAGAUCAAUGAACAAAGAAACCAUGGAUCUAGAAGCGGCCGCUGUAUGGGGAUCAGUCCUCGCUUUGCACAUGAAGCCUGGCGAAAUGCCCCAUGUUACCGUUUCAGAAAUUGCUGAAGCAGUCUUGUUCCUUGCAAGCGAUGGAGCGAGGUCUAUCAACGGUGUUGCACUUCCCAUUGACAAUGCUUGGAGUACUAUCUAAUCAACUUGCAAUUUCUGUCUGGAGUUUGUUGGAAUUAACAGUCGAGGGGUAGGAUUCAGGAAAAAACUGUAUAAUAAACGCAUUGCUUGCCACUAAAUAAAUUGAGUUUGUUCUACGUCCUCGGUAUGGCUUACUUUCAUCAACCCUUUGGUCAAUACUCAAAGGAAAGCCAUUCUGCAACAAACUUCGGGGAUUUUUGUUCUUUGGUCAUGUAGUAUGCAUGCAUGUCCUGCCUAUCAAGGAUGCAGAACAUAUAUUUAUAGAUAGCAUGUUUUCUUAACAAUAAGUUCUUUGGUACCUCUUGACUUCUUGAAUGCGAUGUAUACA
Molecule: messenger RNA, 1469 nt
Organism: Botrytis cinerea B05.10
Lineage: Eukaryota; Fungi; Ascomycota; Leotiomycetes; Helotiales; Sclerotiniaceae
Exons: 6
Coding region: 360-1142 (260 amino acids)
Molecular function (GO): oxidoreductase activity
Source: RefSeq, a predicted model, not a curated record